UCAGCUGUGUCCGUCAUGAUAAAUGGAGCCGGAAGCAACAUCACUAGAAACCAGUGGACAUGUGCAGGAGGCCGGCGGUGCGUUAUGGUGUGGACGUGAAACACCGAGGACAAAUCUAGCUGUUCCCCAAUGCUGACAUGAUAUCCCCAGUCUCUCUGAACAAACUUCAAUUCGGUCUGUAAAGGUCUACCUACGCCCCUCUACACACUACUCAACCAACCAGCCCAAAUCUACACCUCAAACCCAAGAUGGCUACUAGACACAAAGCCCUGAUGGUUGCAGUGGUCACCUUGUUGGGCGCCACCUUGGGAGGCCUGUUAUUAUGGCGACAACCAACCCUGAGGACACAGAAGAAGAAGCGGCGUCUAGCUCAGGGUCAGAUAGGGGUCAGCACUGGUCCCGUACCAGUGGAACAGCUGGGUCCUGUGGUUGUCGAGUCCCAGACCCAGCUAACCCUUGGUCAGAGCCUGGGCCUCCUCCUGCCUGUUUCACUGCCCCCUGCUGACCAGGUCUUGGCAGUGCAGCCUGUGAUGGUGAGCUCUGAGGAGGGUUGGGAGCAGCUGUGGCCGUCGCUGCAAAAGGAGCUAUCCGUCUACCCCGUCCUCGGCCUGGACUGCGAAUGGGUGUCAGUGAAGGGUAAGGCGUCGGCGGUCUCCCUCCUCCAGAUGAGUUCCUACUCUGGCCUGUGUGUGUUGGUGAGGCUACAGCUGUUUCAAGGUAGCCAGCAGGACCUUCCCCUCAGCUUGAAGGAGGUCCUCAGGGACCCCCAUGUCCUGAAGGUGGGCGUGGGCUGUUACGAAGACGGGACACGUCUGACCCGAGACUACGGCCUGGCUCUGGGUUGUACCGUGGACCUGCGAUAUCUCGCACUACGACAAAGGAAGGUAGUGUUGAACAAUGGUUUGAGCCUCAAGUCUCUGGCUGCCGACCUGCUCAAUGUGUCUCUGGAUAAAUCCAUGGCGCUUCGAUGCAGUAACUGGGAGGCUGAUCAGCUGACCCUAGAACAGAUGACUUACGCAGCCUUGGAUGCCCAGGUAUCCAUCGCCCUGUUCUUCCACCUGCUGGGCCUCUACUCCGACACCACGCCCUCACCUGACAGUGGGAGUGGCUAUACCCAGCUGGCCAAUCGCUGCCAGGGCCUGAUAGACACACCCUUCAGGGAGAGGGGUGAGGGGGAGGAUGGCGAGAGGAGACGGAAGGGUAAGAAGCUCCGACAGCCUACUUUGGAAAGCUCGGAGAUUGGUGACCAGCAAGUACCAGACCCCAGAAAGAACAACAAGAGGAAACCGCUCGGUGUGGGAUACUCUGCUAGGAAGUCCCCUCUUUACGACAACUGCUUCCUCCAUGCCCCGGACGGACAACCCCUCUGUACCUGCGACAAGAGGAAGGCCCAGUGGUACAUGGAUAAAGGACUAGGAGUGUUGCAGAGUGACGAGCCCUUCAUCGUGCGUCUCUUGUUUGAGCCGUCGGGACGUCCAGAGUCCCAGCAGGACUACUACCUGACUGCCAAGAAGAACAUAUGUGUGGUGUGUGGCAAGAACGAGUCUUAUAUCAGGAAGAACAUCGUUCCUCACGAGUACAGACAACACUUCCCCAUGGAGAUGAAGGACCACAACUCCCAUGAUGUCUUGUUGCUGUGCACUUCCUGUCACGCAGCCUCCACCGUGCACGACGGCUUCCUGAAGCAGCAGCUGGCUGAUGAGCAUGGCGCGCCCCAGGGGUGUGAGGAGGGCGUGCGCCUCCUGGAGGACUCUGACCGCAGGAGGGUUCGUUCUGCAGCCCGCGCCCUGCUCACCGUGGGGGAGGGGCUUCCAGAGGUCAGGAGAGAUGAGCUGCAGAAGGUCAUAAGGUGCUUCUUCAACGACACCGACAUGGAGCUGAGUCCCGAGACACUUCAGAGGGCUGCAGACCUGGAGACGAGGAUCCUCAAUGAGAGCUACGUUCCCCACGGGCUGAAGGUGGUGAAGGUGAAAGCCGAGCAGGGCCUGAAGGGAUUAAUGGUGCUGGAGAGCCGCUGGAGACAACACUUCCUGUCUACCAUGACACCUCGCUACCUUCCUCCUCACUGGUCUGUCAGCCACAACCACGACAAGUUACUACGCAAGUACGGAGAUGACCUUCUCAUCCAGCUUAACUGACCUACAGUCACCCCCGUCUGGUACCCAGGCUACAUCUGUCUGGUUCCCCAUCAGCUGUUGCAGCCAGCCUCUACCUGGGGUCCAGCCAGCCUCUACCUGGGGUCCAGCCAGCCUCUACCUGGGGUCCAGCCAGCCUCUACCUGGGGUCCAGCCAGCCUCUACCUGGGGUCCAGCCAGCCUCUACCUGGGGUCCAGCCAGCCUCUACCUGGGGUCCAGCCAGCCUCUACCUGGGGUCCAGCCAGCCUCUACCUGGGGUCCAGCCAGCCUCUACCUGGGGUCCAGCCAGCCUCUACCUGGGGUCCAGCCAGCCUCUACCUGGGGUCCAGCCUCUGAUCUCUGGGCUACUGUGUAAUCCCCCAGGUAGACUUAUGCCUACAGGUGAAAGGUUGGAUUCUGUGUGUUUUUAGUGCCUGCGAUCCUCCUCAGUCUACUGUUGGCUGGACGAGGACAUCUGUUGCUCUGCUUGUGGUGCCUUACAUGUUAAAUGCCAGACAGAGCCUGUGCUAGUGGGCCCAGCAGGAUGUAUUGGACCCCUUUUUUACUGACACAUUGGCACCCUGCUCUUUUAAAUAGUGUAGGACAUUUUGACCAGGACCCAGAAGGUGCCAUUUUUGAGAUCCUGAGAGAGACUGGCCCUGUUUUUUUCUGACCGAGGGGAAAAUAAUUCAGUGUCAAGAACACUGUCUGAAGAUGGUGGUGCAGAAUUCAUGAUGAAAAUCCUAUUGAAUAUAGGAUCUUCACGAUACCAGUAUCCCGAUACUCUGCGAUAUCGUGGCAAGGAAACAUGAAGCACGCUGCAUUUCCUGAUGGGGGGGAAACAGUCCUAAUGUUGUCAACCAGAAUCACAUGUUAAUUUUCCUACAACAGACAAUAUUUAACUUCCAGUAGAUUUUAACGAAGAGUUCAGUCUGCUUUGUGUUUUCCUUGUUGCCAUGGAAAACCAGGUUUUCGUGACGACCCUGCUAUGGUUUGGUUUCCCCAAUUUUUUAUUUUUUAUUAAACUUGUCCUAGCCAGGAAUACCAUAGGAGACUAGACCUCAUCUAGGGCCAAGAAACAGGCCCUAUACAGGGCAUUUGGGAACGUAUUCAGUCCCCUUGACUUUGUCCACAUUUUGUUACGUUACAGCCUUAUUCUAAAAUGGAUUAAAUGUUUUCUUUAUUCAUCAAUCUACACAAUAGCCAUAUGAUGUUGACAUCGAUUUAGGAAGCACCUCAUACAUCUGAAUCAGUUGUACAACUGACUAGGUAUCUCUCCUCCCACUAACUAAUCCAUUUUAGAAUAAGGCUGUAACGUAACAAAAUGUGGAUAAAGUCAAGGGGUCUGAAUACUUUCCAGAUUCAGAAAAUCAUGUAUUUUAGACUAGGCUGAAACCUGCUUUUAGUAAUCAAUUAAAUAUGAGUUAUAAUUUCCCCUGUGGGUUUUUCAGUCCUAAAGAUGGGCAUUUGUGAGCGUGCAGAAAUCAAGUUUGCUUGGGAAAGGUAGCUUACUUUUUCUUUUUUAACACGACAGAGCACCUCAUCUUUGUCUUUUUUUGUCUUUUUUAAUGGAUCAGACGAAGCUAUACAUUCAAUAACUGAUCAGCCGUUAUGAAUUGAUGACGACCAGCCAUUGAAUGUGUCUGAAAUGGCUCUACUUUGCCUUCAGAGUAUUCACACCCCUGUUUCCACAUUCUGUUGUGUUAAGGCCUGAUUUUUUUUUUUAAUGAUUACAUUUUUAGAUUUUUAUUUUGUCACUGACCUACACACAAUGUCAAAGUGGAUUUCUUUUUAAAAAUAAUUUUACAAAUGAAUUGAAUAAAAAAUGAAAAGCUGAAA
Molecule: messenger RNA, 3954 nt
Organism: Salvelinus fontinalis (brook trout)
Lineage: Eukaryota; Metazoa; Chordata; Actinopteri; Salmoniformes; Salmonidae
Product: exonuclease 3'-5' domain-containing protein 2-like
Exons: 11
Coding region: 249-2138 (629 amino acids)
Biological process (GO): nucleobase-containing compound metabolic process
Cellular component (GO): cytoplasm; nucleus
Molecular function (GO): 3'-5' exonuclease activity; nucleic acid binding
Source: RefSeq, a predicted model, not a curated record